Messenger RNA from Galeopterus variegatus (Sunda flying lemur), 2536 nucleotides. RefSeq names its product leucine-rich repeats and calponin homology (CH) domain containing 4 (gene LRCH4). Gene Ontology annotation, molecular function: protein binding. The record is from RefSeq and is a predicted model, not a curated record. Bases 12 to 2069 code for a protein of 685 amino acids. The transcript is spliced from 18 exons. Lineage: Eukaryota; Metazoa; Chordata; Mammalia; Dermoptera; Cynocephalidae.
GCCGGGAGCGGAUGGCGGCGGCAGUAGCGGCCCCACUCGCCGCCGGGGGUGAGGAAGCGACGGCCACGACUUCCGGGCCAGGGUCUCCGGGUCUGUCUGGGAGCCGCAGUGCGGAGCGGGCCCUAGAGGAGGCCGUGGCCACCGGGACCCUGAACCUGUCUAACCGGCGCUUGAAGCACUUCCCCCGGGGCGCGGCCCGCAGCUACGACCUGUCAGACAUCACCCAGGCUGACCUGUCCCGGAACCGGUUUCCUGAGGUGCCUGAGGCAGCAUGCCAGCUGGUGUCCCUCGAGGGCCUAAGCCUCUACCACAACUGCCUGAGAUGCCUGAACCCUGCCUUGGGGAAUCUCACAGCCCUUACCUACCUCAACCUCAGCCGAAACCAGCUGUCAUCACUGCCACCCUACAUCUGCCAGCUGCCCCUGCGUGUGCUCAUUGUCAGCAACAACAAGCUGGGAACCCUGCCUCCCGACAUCAGUGCCUUGGGAAGCCUACGACAGCUUGAUGUGAGCAGCAAUGAGCUGCAGUCCCUUCCUGCAGAGCUGUGUAGCCUCUCUUCCCUGCGGGAUCUCAAUGUUCGGAGGAACCAGCUCGGCACUCUGCCUGAUGAGCUGGGGGACCUUCCUCUUGUCCGCUUGGAUUUCUCCUGUAAUCGCGUCUCCCGCAUCCCGGUCUCCUUCUGCCGUCUCAGGCACCUGCAGGUCAUUCUGUUGGACAGCAACCCCUUGCAAAGCCCACCUGCCCAGCAGAUCUGCCUGAAGGGGAAACUUCACAUCUUCAAGUACUUGUCAAUGGAGGCUGGGCGGCACAGAUCUGCACUGGGGGACCUGGCCCCUUCCCACCCCCCGAAUUUCAGUCCCUGCCCUGCUGAGGAUUUAUUUCCAGGACGUCCAUAUGAUGGCGGGCUGGACUCAGGCUUCCACAGUGUUGACAGUGGCAGCAAGAGGUGGUCUGGAAAUGAGUCAACAGAUGAAUUUUCGGAGCUGUCAUUCCGGAUUUCAGAGCUGGCCCGGGAACCUCGGGGGCCCAGAGAACGGAGGGAGGAUGGCUCUGCUGAUGGAGACCCUGAGCAGUUCGACUUCAUCGACAGCCACGUCCCUGGGGAGGAUGAAGAGCAAGGUGCUGCCGAGGAGCAGCGGCAACCUGAAUUAAGCCCUGUGGCAGUGGAUGGGGAGAGGGCACCAAGCAGCAGGCGGGAGGAGCCAGCCGGGGAGGAACGGCGGCGCCCAGACACCCUGCAGUUGUGGCAGGAGCGAGAGCGGCGGCAGCAGCAGCAGCAGCAGCAGAGUGGGCUGUGGGGGGCCCCCAGGAAGGACAGUUUUCUCAAGUUGGGGAUCAGGGCUACUGGAGGAAGUGCUGCUGCCUCGUCCACUCAGGCCACCUACAACGGCACACCUAAGUCCAAUGCCACUCAACUGGGAGCUUCCGGAGGUCAGGGAACUGCUGCUCCCACCUCCCAGGAGCCCCUUCCCAUAGCUGCACCAGCGACUACACCUGCUCCUCGGCCACUCGGCUCCAUUCAGAGACCAAACAGCUUCCUCUUCCGUUCCUCCUCUCAGAGUGGCUCAGGCCCUUCCUCACCAGACUCUGUCUUGAGACCUCGGCGAUCCCCCCAGGUUCCAGAUGAGAAGGAAUUAAUAGCUCAACUGCGCCAGGUUCUUGAGUCACGGCUGCAGCGGCCCCUGCCAGAGGACCUGACUGAGGCCCUGGCCAAUGGGGUGAUCCUCUGUCAGCUGGCCAACCAGCUGUGGCCCCGCUCUGUGCCCUUCAUCCAUGUGCCCUCACCUGCUGUGCCAAAACUCAGUGCUCUCAAGUCUAGGAAGAACGUGGAGAGUUUCUUAGAAGCCUGUCGAAAAAUGGGGGUGCCUGAGGCUGACCUGUGCUCGCCCUCGGAUCUCCUCCAGGGCACCGCCCAGGGGCUGCAGACCACGCUAGAGGCUGUGAAGCGGGUGGGGGGCAAGGCCCCCCCGCCCCCCUGGCCCCCCCCUGGUCUGGGAGGCUUCAUCUUCUUCUACGUGGUCGUCAUGCUGCUGCUCUAUGUCAUCUACACUCGGCUCCUGGGUACCUAGGACCCGAAGUCACCAAUCCCUCCAACUCCUUUCCCUCCUCCUAUUUCUAUUUAUAAGACUCCUGCUCAACCCUGUCCUCCCACCGGUGGUGCCUUCAGCCCCUACCAAAGACACUAGUGUACCCCCCUUCAUAAACACUGACCUCAGAGGCCCCACUCUGGUACCCCCAGACCCUGUGCUGCCAGCUUCUGGCUCCCCCAACUUUAGCACCUCACAUGUCCCUCACCCUCUCAGUGCUGAUGGUGCCUUCAUCCUUUUCCCGCCCCUGUCCCGCCCUCUGUUCCCCCAGAGGGGUGGCAGGAGGUUGAAUCUUUCCCUUCCUCUUGCACCCUCCCUCACCUGCCCUCCCCCCACUGGCUGCUAUGGGGCUAAAUUAUCUCUAUUUUGUAGAGAGAACUCUAUAUUUGUAGGGGAAGCAGGGGCCCAGGCUGAGUCCCUGUCUCUGUGUAUAAACUGUACAGACCAUG